Molecule: messenger RNA, 165 nt
Organism: Trichosurus vulpecula (common brushtail)
Lineage: Eukaryota; Metazoa; Chordata; Mammalia; Diprotodontia; Phalangeridae
Gene: MISFA
Product: SPTY2D1 opposite strand
Exons: 2
Coding region: 1-165 (54 amino acids)
Source: RefSeq, a predicted model, not a curated record
AUGAUUGUGAUUGGCUGGAUACUUUUUGUUGGACUUGCAUGUUAUCUGGGGACGUUUCCUGAAGCAAUGCAUCCCACACUAAAAUGGAUAGAGAGACAGCCUAUCCAGCCUAUUCAUGACCGAAAAGGUCGACCGAGGAGCGUGCUUUUGGAUGAAGACAAGUGA